AUGAGCGGGGUGGUGAUUGAGCGCAAGAUGAAGCAACGCGGGCUGCUCGAUCUUGGCUGGCGCAACGGCAGCAAAGUGGAGAUCACAUCAUCAGCGAAGGUCGCAGCCAAGCUCUCUCGCUGCCUUCAUACCCCGGUCUUGCUCGUUUCGGCGUCUCCGACGGGCUCAGCUGCUGCAGCCAUGUCAUCUGCAUACGCCAAGCAGAAGUUGAAGCAGUCGCGCGAUGCUCUGGCUAAGAAGGACUGGCCCGCAGCUGCCGACGCCGCUACGAGCGUGCUCGAGCAAGAGGCCGACAACUACAACGCCAACGUCUUUCUCGGACUGGCCUUGCUAAACCAGGGCAAGUUUGACGAGUCCGAAGCUGCCUAUAUCAAAGCGACGCGGGAUCAGCCAACACAGCUACUGGCAUGGCAGGGCUUGCAGAAGUUCUACGACCAACGGAAAAGCUGGGACAAGCUGCGUGAUGUGCUCCACCAGCUGCUCGAUCUCUACAAUGAUGCAAGCGAUGCAACAAAAUGUGCAGAGACCCUACAACGACUGCUGGCACUUGAGCGAGAAGAGGGCGGGCGCAAGCUAGUCAUCGACACGCUCUCCCUGCUGCUGCCCGAUUCCAAGUGCUACGGCACCUUGUCGUUGCUUGAGCAGCCAGACCAGACCCAGCCGGAGAAGACCACCACCUUCGAGAUGCAGAUGGCCAUCCACAUGAACAGCCUUGACGUUCUGCUCGAGAUGACCGAGCUGUCGGAAAAGUGGGAGGCGGAUACGAUCCAGAAGGAGGCUGACAAGCGCCGCAUGCGACUGGCAGGAGCUAGCAAGGGCAAAGAGGCGCUCACCAACGAAGUGCGUCUCGAGGUCUACUCUGCAUCGCGCCUCCCGAGUCUCUACGAGCAGAUCCUCUCCCAUCCCAAGGCGGCCGACGAGCUGCGUAUCGAGGUGGAAGCCAAGCUUCUGCGACACCGCCUCGGGCUCCUCACCUCGUUCCCACCCAAGCAACUCAGAGCAGGUUCAGCGCCAACCGGCACUGCUGCCGUGGACGCCAAGCAGCAAGAGAGGCAGCGACAGGACGAGCAGGAUCGCCAGGAUGCCAAGGUGCAGCUGCGAGACGAAAUCCUCAAGCUCGCGUCGGGAAUGGUCAUCAUCGGCUUGCCCGACGAGCUGGCGUGGGAAAUCGAUCUCGAGUGGCGGCCCGUCCGCUCGCUCGUCGAUCUGCGACUCGAGCAGAUUCGAAAGUUUGUCUCGCUCUUCCCACGCUCCGGCCGCACCAAAGCCUUCCGCUCUUUUCUGCUCUGGAUCAAGGACGAGCAGUUCCUCAACGAGAUCAAGGAGGAGGAGAAGCGCACGGACUCCGAGAUCCAACAGCCCCAAUCGCAAGACGAUCUGCUCAACCUGGCCAUCGACGGUCUCGAGGAAUGCCCCGACUCGGUCCUGUCGCAUCGUAUCGCCGCGACGUUCUACCUGCUCGAUCGUGACUUCCAGUCGGCCACUGAGGUCGCCAAUUCCGCGCUUCGCGUCGUUAGUAGCAUCGAAAGCGACAGUGCCGUCGACCUCGCAGACUCUCAACUCGGCAUCUCUCAGCUGCUUUUGACUGCCCUCACGCACCUUCACCCUCCGCAACACCAUGCCCGGUCUUCUCGUCUCAUCGAUGGCGUUCUGGAGAAGGAUCCAUCACACAUCGACACGCUGCUGGCCAAGGCUUACAUCGACCAGAGCGCCUCGCGCUGGGAGUCGGCUCGCAGCGUCUUUGAAAAGGCGCGAAGCAUCGCCGCCUCUCUCAACGCAAAUGAUUACAGGAAUCGCAUCGAACGACUGCUCUCGCUCAGCCCCGAUCCUGACCAGGAGGCUUGGAUCGAGAUGGCCUGGUGCGACGUCAAUCUCGGCGAUCUCGAGCAGGCCAAAAGCGAGAUGGAUACCAUCCUCGAGCGGGUCGAUCCCAUCUCCUUCCAAGGCGCUACCGCCGAGCUUCGCGCCAAGCUUUGGUGGCGUCUCGGCCAAUGUCUUUGGCUCAUGGAUGGCGAGUUUCGCUCUGACCCGGACCACGCUUUCACCGCCUUCAUCACCGCUCUCAAGCGCAACCCAGCUUUUGCUCCGGCCUACACUUCUCUGGGCUUGUACUACGGGGACGUUUUGCAGCCGCCCGACCUCGUCCGCUCCAGCAAGUGCUUCCAGAAAGCUUUCGAGCUUGAUGCUCGCGAGGACGUCGCUGCGAGAAGGCUCGCUGAAGGCUUCGCCGAGGAGCAGGAGUGGGAUCUGGUCGAGGUCGUUGCCCGUCGCACCAUCGAGGGCGAAGGUGGCGCCGAUGCUAUGGGAUCCAGCACGGCUGCGGCCGUACAGGCUUCACGCCGACACCUCUCACGCAACGCGUGGGCCUGGAAGGCAAUCGGCAACGUCGAGAUUGCCAAGAAGCAGUUUGAGGACGCCAUCAUGGCCUUCCAGAUCGCCUUGCGCGCCGAGCCCGAUGAUCAGAUCUCCUGGCAGAGGCUUGGUCAGGCCUAUGCUCUGGCAGGAAGGCAUGUUGCCGCGCUCAAGUGCUUUGCCAAGUGCCUUGACCUUGUCCGUGCUACCGGCGAUCCCGCCAACGACGGCUGGCAGGCGCAAUACAGCAUCGGUCAGGUCCACCUCGAGCUCGGCAACUUUCCGACCGCCAUCGAAACCUUUGCUUCCAUUCUGGCGGUUCACCCGGACGAGCUUGGUGUCAAGGUAGCCUUGAGCAACGCCUUUCUCCUCUCGUCCCGACACGAGCUUGCCACUGGCUACGUUGAAAGGGCCGAGAUCUCGGCGUAUAGCGCCAUUCGAGCAUCGCUUCAAGCAUUGCUGCAACACGACCGUCAUCUCAGGUCGGCAUGGAAGAUCGUCGCCGAUGCCGUCUUCCAUCUGAGCAACUUUGGCAAGCUUCAUCAGGCUGCACUCCUGGAGGAAGACGGGCUUGGAGGGCUCAGACCGCUGCUCGAGCUCGCUGCCGAGCUCCAGACGGAUGCCAAGCUUCCUUCGAUCAGCAUCGUGACGUACGAGAAGCUCGCUGGCGCUGACGAGGGCAUGUCGCCUUUCAGGCUGCUCAACAUCAGUGUCUACCUGUACAAGCUGCGAGUGGUGCUUAAUGCGUCGGACGACAACGUUGCUGGCAGCGCAUGGGCCGACCUCGCGACUGCGCUGUACCGUCUCUCUCGUGCGAUGCUCCUGCCGUCUUCGCAAGCUGGCCUUGUCGCGACCGAGACGUCGUCGGUCGCAGAAGUCGCCGAAGCACAAAGUGUGCAGGCCCGACUGCAGGCGAUCGGCUCGAUCAAGGAGGCACUCCGCCACGAACCAGGCCAGGAAGCGUACUGGCUGCUUCUGGGAAAUCUGACGUUCCACUCGUCGGUGGAUCUGGCUCAGCACUGCUUCAUCCGUGCGAUCGAGAACGCGCCCAAGAGCGCCAUCGGCUGGACGAACCUCGGCCUUCUCUACCUGCACCACGGCGACGUGGAACUGGCAAAUGAGAGCCUGAUCAAGGCGCAAACGGCUGAUCCUGACUAUGGUCCUGCAUGGGUCGGUCAGGCACUGGUCGCCAAACACUACGGCGAUCACCGCGCCUCGCGCGUGCUUCUCGAGCAUGCAGUCACGCUGACAGAGGGAAGCGUACAGGAGGCUGAUUACGGGCUGGGCGAGGCGGUGUUUGAUGGCUUCCGCCGACACGCAGCUACGACCGCAGCCGAUGCAAGAAUUACAGAGGCGACACUGUCGAACGCGUCGUUCGCGCUGUCCAGCUACAUUGCGCAUUCGCCCAGCGAUGUCGAUGCGCUCCAUCUCUCGGCGCUGGUUUCCGAGCGCCUGGGUCAGCUGGACUUGGCUAUCGAUAGAAUCAGUGCGGCAGCCACGCUGCUCGAAGAGAGGUACGAGGCGACCGAGUCGGCCGUCGUCGCGCGGCAAUACGCUGUGGCCGAGUCGAACUUGGGUCGCAUCAGGCUUGCUGCUGGCGACUUUGACGGUGCCGCUGCUGCGUUCGAAGCUUCUAUUGGACUGCUUGACGUUGCGGACGACGAGGCGAUCGACGACGCGGAAGACGGCAAGAUCGAGCCGCAGGUAUUGGAGAUCGCCAAGGUGCAGAGCCAGCUUGGUCUCGCCCUUGCGCAGCACUUUGGCGGCCGUAACGACAACGCGCUCGGAUCGAUCCGAGAUGCGCUUUCCAACGCCCGCGCGGCCGGCGCUGCUGCCCUCGAGCGUGAUCUCACGCUGCAAUUGGCCAAACUGCUCUGGGCUGUGAACGGUAGUGCGGGCAUCGAGGAGGUCAAGCAGGAACUGUUCGGCAACAUCGGUGCCGACGACAACUUGUCCACGCAUGUUCCGUCGAUCCUGGCCCUGGCCGUAUUGGGCCUGGGUAGCGACGAUGCGGGUCUGGCGGAAGCGGCGCAAGCAGAGCUGGAGGCCGUGCUUCAGAGCGCGGGCGCCGACGAGACCGAGGCCGUGGAUGACGUUGUCCGCGUCCUCGUGGCCAUCAAGGAUUCUGGCGCAGCGGGUGGGGCUGACGCGCUGACGCUCGUGCACGAGGCAAUUCAGGCCGCACUCGCGAGGCGGGACAGAGACCAGCGGGCGCUCUUCUCGCUGCACCUUGUGUACCUCUCGCAUGCAGUGCGCCUGCUCGAAAGAAGUGGAAAGGAAGGGAUGGGCGAGGAUCAGAUCUCUCAGCUGCUCGCGUACGCCUCGCUCACUCAGGAACGCUUCGAGGAGUACGCUCCGCUGUUCUCGGAGAUCGAGAACACGCGUGCAGCCCUUGCGAAGAUCCAGGCCCAGCUGCUGAAGCACUUCCCCACAGAGCUCGCUUCGUCUGUGCCACAUCCUGAGCACACACUCGCCGCACUCGCCAGGCUCGAUGCACCCUGGACUGCUGCUGCUUAG
Messenger RNA from Moesziomyces antarcticus, 4869 nucleotides. RefSeq names its product antiviral protein. The record is from RefSeq and is a predicted model, not a curated record. The transcript has 2 exons. Gene Ontology annotation, molecular function: protein binding. Gene Ontology annotation, cellular component: Ski complex. NCBI's taxonomy places the organism in Eukaryota, Fungi, Basidiomycota, Ustilaginomycetes, Ustilaginales, Ustilaginaceae. Bases 1 to 4869 code for a protein of 1622 amino acids.